Armigeres subalbatus is the source of this 2408-nucleotide messenger RNA. RefSeq lists its product as uncharacterized. The transcript has 2 exons. The coding region runs from base 554 to 2137 and encodes 527 amino acids. NCBI's taxonomy places the organism in Eukaryota, Metazoa, Arthropoda, Insecta, Diptera, Culicidae. The record is from RefSeq and is a predicted model, not a curated record.
ACCGAACCAUCCGGUCCGUUCAACUAAGGAGCUAUCUGGACAGCAUUGGAACCUGCCUUAAAUACGCAUCAUCGUCUGAAAGCAACGGCCAGGUUGAGAAAACCCACUCAACGAUAAUAGAGACGCUAAACGCAAAUAAACACAAAUUCCCGAAUUUAAAUACAGUUGCCCUUAUCCACUUAACAGUUUCUUUUUAUAAUUCCAGUGUCCACUCUUCGACGGGAUUUACUCCAAACGAGGUUUUGUUCAAUCAGGAGAACGUUGUCAUCCGACAAGAAAUUGACGAAUCGGCACGAGAACUUUUCAUUAAGGUAAAAUCAAAUUUAGACAGGGCGGCAGAUAGACAAAGCAAACAGAAUAAAUAUAAAGAAGAGCCCCCUGUUUUUAAUGAUCAACAAGAGGUUUUCAUCAAACCUAAUAUCAGAAAAAAACUAGAACCUAGAGCUAGACGAACUAUUGCACAAGAAGUCACUGAUAGAACUUUUAAAAACAGUAGAAACAUUAAACGACACAAGAAUAAAAUUAAAAGAAUUAAAUCAACUCAAGCUUAAACAUGUUAUUGUCUCUCAUAUUUUUCAACCUAAUUUCAACAUUGAUUAAUUCACAACAUUUAGAAAUGCGAAAUCUUUAUUCAGACCCUGUACUUUUAUUUAAACUUAGAGAAUGUAAAAUCCAAACAGGCGUAACAAAAAUCAUUCAUCCAAUUAAUUUGACUAAUAUAGAGAUUAACGUACUUCUUUUUAGCGAAAUAGCCAAACGAACAGAUAAUAAACUACCAAUGUCAAAAUUAUUAUUUCAAAAAAGUAGGGCAUUAGUUAACAACUUUUACCAAUUGAAACCUAUUAGUAAUAGACGACACAAACGCUGGGACAAAAUUGGUCAAACAUGGAAAUGGAUGGCAGGCAGCCCCGACGCGGACGAUUUGAGGCUUAUUAACAGAACUUUGAAUGAGCUUAUAAACGAAAACAAUCAUCAAAUUAGGGUGAACGACGUUAUUAACAACAGGAUUCAAGAGAUGUCAUACACCAUCAAUAAUUUAAUCAAACAACAGUCAAUUACCAACAAACUCAUAUUAGAGGAAAUUGACGCUUUAACUCUAAUACUGUACAUUGACACCAUCAACGAUGUACUUGAGGAAAUCCAAGAUACAGUAAUAAGGGCGAAAAUUUCUUUAGCAAGCAGUAAGCUUCUUACACUGAAAGAGAUAGUUUUCAUGGAUUCACUAUUGCAGGAUCAAGGAGUCAAACUAGAAUUUCCACAAGAAGCGCUCAAUUUCGCCAUACCAAAGAUAGUCACAAAACAUGAUCUAUUAUUAUACAUACUAGAAAUUCCUGAGAUAGAGAAAAGAUCUUCUGAAAUUAUCGAGAUUUUCCCUCUCACAGUAAACGGAAAAAUAAUAAUCGACUUACCGAGAUUCAUUGUCAAGUCGAAGGAUCAAAUCUUCACAACUGUUAAUCCAGACAAAUUCGUUCAGCGAUACUCAGACUUAAAGUCAUUGAAAGACAAUUGCACCUACCCAAUAGUCAUGGGUCUAGCAAGUCAUUGUAAUGCACAACAAUCAUUGGAAAUGCAAAUCACUCUAAUUUCGGAGAAUAAACUUUUAGUCCAAAAUGCAGAUCAAACCAAAUUAUCAUCAAGCUGUGGACCAGACGAUAGGAACCUAUCGGGCAAUAUUCUCAUCACAUUCAGCAACUGCAGCAUCAAUGUAGCCAACAAAACCUUUAUGGCUACAGAGAUAAUCAGCCCCACCAAGGAAUUGCAAGGAGCAUUUCCAAGCUUAAAAAUUCACUGGAACGUCAAUCUCCAACCAAAUAUCUCAACUUUAACAAAUCAUACUAUCAUCAACAGAAAGCACAUCGAGAAUAUCAAACUAGAGCAGUUUUCCCAUCAAACCUGGAUAUUCAGCCUAAUAGGAGGAUUGUCAACCACAACGAUAAUUAUUUUCGGAAUAACGAUCUUUGUCUGUCUCCACAGGAAGAAAAUAGUAGUCAAAAUUAAAAGCCCACGUCUUAGACAAAAUGCAACAGGACAAACUGGUAUCUCCAAGAAUCUUGAACACCCUACAAAGGAUCAAAACAAGGACGAGGACGUCCUUUCUUUACCCCCCGGAGGAAUUAUGUUGCACACCCAAGAAUAACCGAACGAUCAGCAGAAUUCCCUUAGCAACAACCACACCGACCCACAUCAGGAAUAAGCACAUCAGCACCUUUGCACCGGACGUCGACCAUCGUGCCAUGCAGAGACCAUUGGCCCCCGAAUUGCAGUAUCAUCAAGUUUUAGCUAUUAAGUAGGGCCCAAUCAAUCGAGUUCAGUCAGUUAGUAUUCAGUUCCCAUUCUAGAUAGUUAAUCAGUGACUUAGUUCGUGAAUUAAUUGUAUCUUAAUUUAAGUAAUGAGUAAAUAAAUUGUU